GUAGACCGUAAGGAAGCCGUGCUGCAGAGUUUAUUUUUCCUGUAAAGUGCUGGGGGCAGCUGCAGGGCUGUGGCGGCUGUAAAUGAGGCUGAGGUUUCUGUCGGUCCGGUUCUUCAGUCCUCGCUCUGCUCGGUUUCUGUUUUGCCUUCAUCAUCACUCUGCACACUCAGGUGAUGCCUGAAGGAACUCUCUGCUCCUCCUCAGAUCUCCCCAUGGAUGAAGGGUCCUCCCGCCUGUCCACCGCCUCCAUCAGCAGCGAUGAGCGUGCUCCAUCGUCCACACCCUCCGACUCCUCCGACCUGCUGGCAUCUUACCGGCGCCCCGUGAGCCUGAUCUCCACUUUGUCCUCCGGGUCUGGAUCCUCCAGAGACGACAACCUCGCCCUGCCUUCAUCUAUCACCAGCUCCUCCUCCGACCCUGACAUCAACCUUAACCUGAGCCCCGAGGAGGUCGCUGCAGACCUCCAGGGGUCGAGCCCCCAACCCAACAGGAAGGGGCGGAGCUUCAUUCACAACAAAAACAACAACAACAAAGACUGGAAGGCGAGUCAUACCUUGAGCCGCCGGCAGCCGGCUUCACCGUUUAUCGGUGCCAGCAUGGCGCCCAACCCUCAGCUGACCUACCUAGACCGCGUCGUCAUGGAGAUCAUCGAGACAGAGAGGAUGUAUGUGAGAGAUCUGCGCAUGAUCGUGGAGGACUACCUGGCUCACAUCAUCGAUCAGUCCGAUCAGUCGGAUCUGUCGAUCCGUCCUGAGCUGGUCUGCGCUCUCUUUGGAAACAUCGAGGACAUCUACGAGUUCAACAGCGAGCUGCUUCAGGAUCUCGACCAGUGUGACAACAACCCCGUCGCCAUCGCCAGGUGCUUCGUCAUCAAGAGCGAGUACUUUGACAUCUACACACAGUACUGCACCAACUAUCCAAAUUCGGUAGCGGCACUGACGGAGUGCAUGAGGAACAAAUCUCUUGCCAAAUUUUUCCGGGACCGCCAGUCCUCGCUUAAACGUUCGCUGCCUCUGGGUUCAUACCUGCUCAAACCUGUUCAGAGGAUCCUUAAAUACCACCUGCUGCUACAGGAGAUAGAGAAGCAUUUUGACCCAGACGAUGACGGUUAUGAGGUGGUAGAGGAGGCCCUCUACACUAUGACGGGAGUGGCAUGGUACAUUAAUGACAUGAAGAGAAAACACGAACACGCCGUCCGACUCCAGGAGGUUCAGUCACUGCUGCUAAACUGGAAAGGUCCUGAUCUCACCACAUACGGAGAAUUAGUUCUGGAGGGAAACUUCAAGGUCCAUCGAGCCAGAAAUGAAAGAACGCUCUUUCUCUUUGACCGGGUGCUGCUCAUCACCAAACGUCGUGGCGAACACUAUGUCUACAAGACGCACAUCUCUUGCUCCACACUGACGCUCAACGAAAACGCCAAAGACUCCCUGAGUUUCAGCGUCAUGCAUUACAAAAACCCCAAACAGCCUCACACCGUCCAGGCUAAGACGGUGGAGGAGAAGAAGCUCUGGGCUCAUCACAUCAAACGCAUCAUUGUGGAAAACCACCAAGCCAUCAUCCCACAGAAGGCAAAAGAAGCUAUCCUGGAGAUGGACUCCAUCUAUCCUUCCAAGUACCGUUACAGUCCUGAGCGCCUGAAGAAAGCCACAUCCUGCCACUCUGACGAGUUCCCACGAGAUGCUCGUCAGGGCCGCCGACAGUCAGAGCCAAUCAAACAAACCCUGAAAAGCAAUAAAGCGCUCCUGGAGGAGACAGAGGGAGGCAGCGUCUCUUCAGACAUUUCUAACAAACUCCCUGAAGAAGAAGAGCCAGGUGGCACCGAGCCGACACCUAAGCAGCCAGCUGUAGAGAAGCUACCACAGGAGAAGAUGUCUGAACCAAUCUCAGAACCAGAACAUUUCACUGAUCCAACCCCUUCCAACAUCUCCAAUUCCUGUCGAAAGUCAGACAACCUGAAACCUGAAGUAGAUCCAGAACCCACAGAGGAGCCAUCCUCAGCUACACCUGAUUCAGAUUUGAAGACCUUGAGCAGUGGGGAGUCCUCUGAUGAUGAGGACAACGAGAAGGAGACAGCAGAGAAGGAAGGCAAAGCCGCCAGCAUCCUCCCGUCCUCCGUCCUGGACAAAGCUAGCGCCAUCGCCCAGCACUUCACCAACAGCAUCAAGCGAGGCACCGUGGCCCAGGAUGAUGCCUGCUCACUCGGUUGUCCUUCACCUCGGUUACCCAGCAGGAGUGGCAGCAGCCUCAGCCUGAGUGCCGAAGCAGACGACCGACCUCCGCGGCUCUGCAGCUUUGUUGCCGAUCCUGCAGAGACCUUCGGUGGGUCCGAUUUGACCAUGUUGUCUCCUCGAGAUGACAGUCUCUUUGACAGCGACCGAAGCAUUAGGCGAAGACGGGACUCCACGCUGUCCAAGCAGGACCAGCUGCUCAUUGGGAAAAUCAAGAGUUACUAUGAAAAUGCUGAAAACCAAGAUGCCACUUUCAGUCUUCGGCGCAGAGAGAGCCUCACAUACAUCCCAUCUGGGUUGGUCAGGAGCUCCGUCAGCCGGUUCAACAGCACCUCGACCUCCUCCACCUCCACUGUGGACCCUACUUAUGCAGAGUCACACUCUGCUUUACCCCAAAACACCCAGGAUCUUAUGGGCUGUAGUGGUUCUUUGGACUCUUUGAAGUCUGAACAAAGAAGCACUGAUCCAGAAGAUUCAGAAGGCAGCCAGAGGUCCAGGUCUCAAAGUGUGCAGGAUAAUCUCUCUGAUGAUGAAAACUUCAAACCUUCAUCUGAAAUGAUUAAGAUCUGGCAGGCGAUGGAGCGAGACAUCAAAAAAUCCCAGACUGAAGAUGGAGGGCAGGAUCGAACCAAAGAAGCUGCAGUAACCUCCAGGAUCUCCGGCCUUUCUUUCCCAACCAAAAACUCUUCCCAAGAAAGCAGAGCUUCUGAUCUCAGAACAAUCAAAGAAGAGUCGACAAGCCCUAUGCCCCUCAAGCCCAAAGCCUCAGAGGUGAACCGGACAGGAAGCGUGAGGGAAACGCUAAAGAUGUUUGGGGAAGAGGCCGCCGUCCUCAGGGCUCCAGUGCCUCAUGUCACCCAGCUGAAGGUGGAGGCAGAAAAGGACCACCCCAGUAGCGCUUCAGACCAGGUGGUCGAAGUGGACAAGAUGGCAAGCAAAGUCCUCCACCUGGCUCGUCAGUACAGUCAGCGAAUCAAAACCUCCAGUCCGGUGGUCCGACAGCGAAGUCAGGGUCUCCUCUUUGGAAAGAAAAGCUUAGCCCGUGUGGUGGAGGAGAGGGAAGGUUUGGGUAAAUCCAGCCUGACUCUGCCGCUGGUUUCUCAUAAGCAGGCAACUUCUUUGCCGCUGAGUCCCGUAGACCACAUGAGGUCUUUAACCCUCGGCUUCACCUCCAGCUCAGCGGGAAACUCCAGGGGCGUCUCCUCGGGCCGGCCUCACUCUCGCAGCCCCCUCAGUCCACCUCCUCCCCUCGAAGGCUUCAACUGGCCCGAUGUCCAGGAACUCCGUUCCAAGUACUCCGCCAACAGCUGCUCCCAGAAGAGCGCAGUCAGUCGGAGUCAAUCCAUCCCGGAGCAAUUCGACAGCAGUCUGAGGAGGCACUCCAGCUGCUCCUCAGGCCGCUUCCUCGCUGAUGAAGCUCCCAGAAGGGUUUCUUCACAAAGGCCUCACAGAAAUGCCAGCCGGGAGGAACGCAGCAGACGGCUCCUCAGAGCCAAUUCCCUGGAUCCUCGGCUGAGUGAAUCUCAGAUGAGUGAGUUCCAAAAGCUCCAGGACCAGGUGGCAAACGACGGUUACUACAUUGCAGCUGAGGCCCCCCUAACAAACGACCCCGAACACAAGAUCAUUGUCAUGGAGAAGCUUCCAGAGCCAGAAGUAACAGCCAGAGACAAAAAAGAUGAAAGUUACGUCCAGAUCCGUUCACCCACCAGCAGAGAGAAGAUCUCCAUCAUGGCUGUCAUCGACCGGUGCCGGGCCUACCAGGAGUCUGACGAAUACCAACAGAGGGAGGAACUGAAGGCCAAAACCGAGCAGAACAAGUCCACAGCAUUGUCUGCUGAUCAAGAUGUUUCCCAGAAAACAGGAUCAACCUCAGGACCGAAGGCGGAAGGUCAGCAGAGCAUCGUGAAGAACCUGAGGGAAAGGUUUCAGAGCCUGAGCUGAAGAAAGAGUUGUCCGAGCUCUCCUCUACAUGUUACGACUCUCAGUUUAUAACCAAAGAUGUAACAAUGACAAGCUGCUCAAGUUUUAACGAUGACAUAAUUAUUUAAUUUAUGUGAGCAUGAAAGGAAAAGCUGUUCUAGCAUGUGGUAAUGGCACAAAUGUUCAGGGGGGUGAAAUAUUAAAACAAAGAAGUUAUCAUAUGUGUAUAUAAAGUCUGCAGUUAGAAUUCUUUCUGCUAUCUGAGAAAUGUAAAUAUCUUAUUGGAAAUCUUGAUGGCAGCACCUUUCUGUGCAGGAUGCCGUGUUUUGCACAGGGUUAUUACAUCAUUUUCUGUCCAGGUUGAAUCAGGACUACACUAAGGGAUCGCUUAAAGCUCCAAACUGCAGCCACUUAAACUUAAACUUUAAAGCUCCACUGUGAGAGGACUAACCACUAAACUCACGUUCAUUCCCGGUGUAAAAAGCGACCAGGUUGAGUGUGUGCUGUGUGCCGAGCAUUUCACCUCUUCACCUGACCUCCCUGAAGCCCCAACUCUUGUGACUCAGAGGUCAGACUGAUGCAGUGGUUUGGAAUUACUGCAGCACUCGAUCACUGAUUUUAAAUUUCAGAAUAUGGAUUUUUGGAUUUUAAAAAUAUGGAGGUCUACAUUGUCAGCACCAGACUCACCUCUUUGUUGUCAGAGGUCUUGUUGCAGAAAUUACGGCCUUCAUAUUUCAUUUGUUUGAUGGUGAUUUUAUCAGAGACCACCCAUUCCUUGGUGAUAAUGAGUCUUUGAACAGUCACCUCUGAAUCACCAGAGCUUGGUUGGGGUAUUUGGACCACCCGGAGCAGCGGGGUGUUGGUAACGCCACCGUUCGGUGAGGUCAGAUUGUUCUUUGUGUUAAUGUCUGCUUGAUAUGAAGGCAGCUUUAAUCCCUCCGUUAAUCCCACAAAGACCAAACCGUCCUUUAAAGGAGCGGUACUUUAUAUCGAACUCUCUGUGACUGGCUGCGUUUAGACUGUCUGUAGGGGGAUGUGUUGGCUCCAAAAGAAGAGGAAAAGCCCCUCAGAGUUUGUGAUCUGCACUUUGUGAGUUGGUAACUUGUAGAGUGAGGAGCUGACCAAGCUGGUCGUGUCUGAGGGCUGGGGUGAGAGGCCUCGUCAUGAUCAGGACUUCCUCUCCUGGAUCCGCCUGCUAUAGAUUCAGACUGUUGAGACUAGAAGACUGUUCAGUGAAGCCAACAUGAACGCACCUGAUACCUGCACACAGUGUCAGUUAUUGAUCAUCAGCUUCUGGUCACACUGAUUGAUUGUGGUCACCAUGUUAAAGUCAGACUGUUCCUUCCAGUGACUAGAACUUUAAAGACAUAACCACGAGUAAAUGUUCACGACAGCCAGAGCAGUGCACGGAGCCCCAAACCUGCCUCAUUAGAAAAAAAAUUAAUAAACACAGGUGAUGGAUUUAUUAACUGUCCAGUAAUUACUAAACUGUAAAUACGUGAAGUACAAAUGAUUUUUUUUUUUGUGGCCAAGUUCUUUUUCCUGUUAACAAUCAUAAAUAUUCAACUGUAAAAGUCAUUAGUAGUUUAUUUAAUAAUUGAUAUUUAAAGGAAUUUCAGUUUUUGUGCCUUGUUGUUGUAUUUCAUCAUAUUUUAUGUAAGUCAAUAUUUUCCUAAUAAGUCAUGUGUUGGACUCUGCUGCUAGCAUUUUGUUCAGAGGCACAUGGCAGAUUUCAACAUGUGACUUCCCACCUGCAUAUCCUGCUCCUCAGUCCACUGUUAACAGUCAUGUGACAAUGUCAUGUACUCCUUAUUUAUUUGAUCAGAUGUAAAUAGAAACACAUCACCUGUCUUUCUAUAAAUGUGUGCGUGUGUGUCUACAAAUGUGUUUGUAUGACAUCUGUUCUGCAUUAAAACUAAAUAUAGAA
Messenger RNA from Neolamprologus brichardi, 6075 nucleotides. RefSeq names its product pleckstrin homology and RhoGEF domain containing G3 (gene plekhg3). Gene Ontology annotation, molecular function: guanyl-nucleotide exchange factor activity; small GTPase binding. Gene Ontology annotation, biological process: regulation of establishment of cell polarity. Lineage: Eukaryota; Metazoa; Chordata; Actinopteri; Cichliformes; Cichlidae. The record is from RefSeq and is a predicted model, not a curated record.